Molecule: messenger RNA, 4946 nt
Organism: Vespula pensylvanica (western yellowjacket)
Lineage: Eukaryota; Metazoa; Arthropoda; Insecta; Hymenoptera; Vespidae
Product: hydroxyacylglutathione hydrolase, mitochondrial-like
Exons: 6
Coding region: 1983-3491 (502 amino acids)
Molecular function (GO): hydroxyacylglutathione hydrolase activity
Source: RefSeq, a predicted model, not a curated record
AACUUGUGCGUGCGAAAUUUAUCACCAUGCUUCGGUUUCAUGAUAAUCAAUUAAUCUCAUCGAAUCACGCGAGUCCUUUUUAUACAUAAUUGUAGCUUUUGUACCGUUCGACGUCGUUGAUUGUAACGUAAGAUUUGUGGUGAGAAAAGAAAGAAAAUCGAGAAAUAGGAAAAAGAUAGAAAAACAAAAAAAAAACAAGGAGAGAUGAGAAGAAGAAGAGAUAAUACUUAACAUAUAAAUUACUCUAAGAAUUUAAUUAGGUUUAUAUUUUCAGUCGAAUAAAAAUUAUUUUCAAUCAACUUGCACCGUGUUAAUCUUCUUCCGCGACGAUGCGUUCGUGUCUUGUAUAAUAGAGAGAGAGAAAAGAAAUUAUUUGAAAUAACUACUCUUCGUUAUCAUGUUUAUAAUUAUUAAUUAUUAAUUAGCACAGGUAUAGUAAGCUUUACGUGUGUUCUCUCUCUUUCAGUAAUUUGUUACGCAUUGUUACAGUUAAACGUCGAUUAUCCGGCACGAUUAGGUCUGUGUUAUCAUCACAAUAAUAAUAACAAAUAAUAAUAACAACAACAACAACAACAACAACCUAUGUAACGUCACAAGAAACAUCUUAGACAUAUUUAAUGCAUGAAUACUAAUAAUAAACGUAUGCAUUUAUAUCAACGUUUCAUCAUUUCUAAACUUUAUCGCGAAUCCGAUCAUGUUUUUCAUUCGAAUCGAGAUAAUCGACUGUUUCUGUACUUUGAAUAUAAUUUCAGGUUAAAAUUUCACUUAUUCAUUUUUUUUUUUUUUUUUUUUUUUCGAAUAAUUACAAUGUAUUCAUUUUACUUAAUACUGUAAUGUAACGCGUUUAUCGAUUUCUUUUUUAUUUUUACUUUCUUUUACAUUCUUCAUCGAAAUGUGUGAUAGAACAUUUUCAAGUUAUUUAAUAUUUUAAUUUCUUUUUUCUUCAUCGAACAUUGACCUACAUUAACGUCGUUCGAUUGCGCGCGCGCACGUUUGUAUUUGUUACAUUUGUACGGGCGUACUGAUUACUCUUAUAAAGUCAUUUAAUCAUCCUUCGCUUAUAAAUAGUCAUUACAAGAGAGCAUGGAUCUAAAUAAUUGUAAUAAUUCUCUUGAUUAUAUCAAAAAGAGCGGAUAAGUAUUUACAAAUCGCAAUAAUAGCGACUUUUCAGGUAUAUAUAUAUAUACAUACAUACAUAUAUACGUCUAAUGUCUUAUUUACCUAAUAUUGAUAUUUUCUUUAAUCAUUAAUGCAUCGUUUAUAACCUAACAAAAAUUCCGAAGGAACGGUAUUUCCUUCCUAUUUUGAUUAAACGUGAUUAAUGAUUUGAAAGGGUCAAUCAACACUUGUGCGUUCUUUCAACCCAAUCAAUAAGAGAUUAUCAUAGAAAUAGAUCAUUGUCUAUCCUGUUAAUAGGCGUGAAUCUGAUUCGACGUAUCAUAUCCGGUAGAUGGCGUAUCGCUGAAAAUUGUUGGUAAGCUGGGAAGAUAUAAAAUCUACGUAUAGAUGGCAGCACUGGAUGAACGAUAAAAAGCACACAUUAUUUGGCAGGUAUCUCGUCCGAAAAAUCGAUAUGAAUCUAAUAAGGAGACAAAGAAAAAGAAAAAUAAACGAUUUAUGGUAUUUGUUCUGUUACAACAAGUCAAAAUGUCAUUAGAUCUUCGAAUCGUUAGAAAUUUAUUUUUCAUUAAAAAUUAAAUAAUCUUUCGUUUUCAUAAAGGUUAACAAAGGUUUGAAGGGAAGGUAAUGAAGAUAAUAAAAAAUUUGAUGCAACUUUGAAAAAAAAGAGGUUAUCGUUUAAUACUUUGAUAUUUUCACUGAUUCGACAUGUCUAAGUCAUGAUCGGUUUUGGUGAAGUCGCUCUUGUAUACCAUCAUCGUUGGAAAAAUACAAAACGAUAGUUUAACGUCAAUGACACGUAUGUGGUUGUAAUAAAAAAAUCUACUACACGUUCCUCCAUAUUGCACGCAAGUUCGGUCAAGAUGCCAGAACAAAAUUCGAGCGACCAAUAUUCAACGUUGGUUGGUCUGAUAUAUAUCUUUAAUCUUAUUGUGGGAACAGGAGCUUUGACUCUUCCAGCUGUUUUCAGCAAAGCAGGAUGGGCUCUUGGUUUCAGUGUAAUUUUGAUAUUAGCUUUUAUAAGCUUUAUGACGGUUACCUUUGUUAUCGAAGUAAUGGCAUCUGCCAAUGCAAUAGUUACAUGGAGGCAAAUUCAACAUCGAAAACGUGCAAUGCAAACGUUGGGUGAAUCUUGCCCUUCCAAUUCUGAUUCAGAAGAUACACCAUUAGUUACUGCUUAUACAGCUAGUCCAGAUCGAUUGGAUACAACUUAUCGGUAUUAUAUAAUUCAUGAUAAGAUAGAGAUGGGACAAAUAGCAUCAAUUUUUUUCAAUAAGUUCGGCACCACCUUAUUUUAUUUGUGUCUUGCUAUUUAUUUAUAUGGCGAUUUAAGUAUUUAUGGUGCAGCUGUAGCUAAGUCAAUAGCAGAUGUUGCUUGUACUUAUCAACCGAAGAACUUAACGUGUAACGACACUAUACCAGAUAAUGAAGUUUGUUGGGAAGGUUCUGCUUUGGAUCGAUUGGAUGCAUAUAGGAUGUUUCUUACUACUUUUAUCUUUAUGCUAGGACCUUUCGUAUUUUUCAAUGUACAAAAGACCAAGUAUCUUCAGUUAUUAACUUCGGCAAUGAGAUGGCUCGCAUUUACUAUCAUGAUCGUUUAUGCGGUAAGAAAACUUGCUAUCGACGGCCCAAAAGGCAAUCCACCGGUUGCAAAUAUAUUAGGAAUUCCUAGUCUCUUCGGUGCUUGCGUAUAUUCGUUUAUGUGUCAUCACUCUUUGCCUGCGUUGGUUGCUCCGAUUGCAAAUAAAUCUACGCUUAAUCGGUCUCUUGCAUUGGAUUACGUAUUAAUAGCAUCUUUUUAUCUUUUACUUGCGCUGACCGGAGCGUUCGCUUUCGAGCAUCUCGAUGAUCUUUAUACUUUGGAUUUCGGGCCACGCGGAUCAGGAGAUUGUUCUAAAAGCACAAACAUCUUUAUGCUUAUCAUCGAAUAUUUUUUGGCACUUUUUCCAGUAUUCACUCUGAGCACAAGCUUUCCCAUAAUAGCUAUUACGCUCAGAAAUAAUUUACAGUCUUUGUUUUUAUACGAUGAUACGUCUUAUAAUUUUUGUCUUCGAAAAUUGAUCUUCCCUAUUUUAGCUAUACUGCCGCCUUAUUUAAUCGCUAUGAGCACCAAAGAUCUCUCUAAAUUAGUUGGCAUUACAGGAUCGUAUGCUGGCACUUGCAUUCAAUAUUUAAUUCCUACUUUCUUGGUUUAUUAUGCUAGAAAAAAGACAAAUAAAAUCAUUGGCCUUGGUGUCACUAACAAAUUUGCCAGUCCCUUUUCAAGCAAUUUCUGGCUUAUCUUUGUAACGGUAUGGGCAAUCGCGUCUAUGUUUUUAGUAUCAGUUAAUUUCAUACAAAUUUAUUUUCAAGCAGCAUGGCUAAAUCAGUAGCACCUAAAUUUUCCAUAUAGAUUGUGCAUAUAGAUCUCUAAGAUCAAGAUGUACGAUAAAUUAUUAAGAUUUUCGAGUAUACUGUUCGUGUACGUGAAAAAAAUGAAAACGUGUUGUUUCUGUAUCAUGAUAUUUCAUGGCGUAAGUUCCUGAUACAGGAACUGUACUAAAAAUUAAUGAUACAUAACUAUUAAUUUAAGGAAAAUAUCAGUAUAUGAUGGUGUUGUUAGAGAGGAUGGAUUAUUGUACUAAAUCAAAGCAAAUAAGAGUUAAUUUUGAUUAGUUUCAAACUAGUUAAGAAAAAGUUCUGCUUUUCUUAAUGCGAGUGAAUGAAUAGUUUAUGGCACAGAGCGGGUUCGCAUGUGUUGCAAAAAAAUGACAAUACUUUGGCACAAGUCAAGAUUGACAUUGUACAAGCCAAAUUGAUAAGUGUAAAAAUUGAAAUUUUUUUCUACAAUAUAUCAAUUAACUUUAAUCGCUGUAAUGUAGCAUGUAUUUAAAUGUUGAUGUCUAUUCUAUGUAAAGAAGUCUUUCAAAUAAGUGAUAAUUAAAUGACAAAGAUUUAUAGUACGGGCGGUAUCAAAAUAUGGAUAAAAUUUAAAGAGAAAGUAAUUAUUAAAUUUGUUUAACAUUCAGAGAUUCUAUUAUAACUCAUUGUAGUCUUUAUUUAUGUCUCUUUCAAUAUAUACAUUUCACUUUUGCAAAUUUGUAUCAGAUGUUUCACUGAUUAUAACAGUGUUAAAGGCCAAGAGUGAGCAAGUAAAUGGAGUUAAUCGUUAAUGUAUUAUAAUUUAGUUAUACAAUGGUAUAUUAUUAUAUAUAAGUCUUAAGAUAAUAGUACAGAAAUAUUUUUAUAUAAAUGUAAAACUGCCAAAAAAAGUACAGAUAGUAUGUUUGAAAUACUUUGUACCUGUACAAAUGUAGCGUACAAUAAACAAAAAAUGCAUAUAUAUUUUCGAAAAAGCAAUGCAAACGAAAAUAAAUAUAUAAUUGAUUGUACAAGUUUAUUUAGAUUUAUUUAUAUGCAUAUAUACAUAUAUCACUAUCUUAUAUAUUUAUAUUAUUUUAUAGUUCGUAUUAUAAUAGACUCGAGUGUGACAGACUUUUAACACAGAUAGAAUUCUCUUUAAAAUUCCAACAACACAAGGUAGCACAGUUAAAGCACGUAACCGUUCAAUUCAGAAAUCUUAUAAAUUGGUUUUAAUUGCAUUGAAAACAUAUAGAAUAACCAAAGUGCAAGAUUUCUGCAAACGGCCGAACAUUCGCGCACAUUUAUCACAAUGUAACAUUUUACAAAAACGCACAAUAUUUUACAAUCACACAGGACAGAAAAAAAAUAUAUAUACGUCAUAUUGAGAUAAUAUAAAAUAUUACGAAUAUAUAUGUAUAGAUAAUUCACAGCCUAUGAGGCAUGAACAGAUUUCUUAUAUAACACGAGAACGCAGAUAUUGAAUU